Molecule: messenger RNA, 627 nt
Organism: Encephalitozoon cuniculi GB-M1
Lineage: Eukaryota; Fungi; Microsporidia; Unikaryonidae
Exons: 1
Coding region: 1-627 (208 amino acids)
Molecular function (GO): GTPase activity; GTP binding
Source: RefSeq, marked provisional
AUGCUUGAGGUGUGUAAGAAGCUCAGGAAGAAGCUUGUCGAUAUCUGCAACAGCAUAUUUGUUGUGAGGCUUAGAGUGGUUGUUCUUGGGCUUGGGAGAAGCGGGAAAUCCACGAUAGUGAUGAAGGCAUUCAGAGAUGGGCUGAGGUAUGUGGGGAGACAGAGAGGCGCACGGGUGUACGAAUACAAUGAGGGCUGCAUGAGCUGUGUUGUGUAUGAUGUACCUGGGAGAAGAGUCUCGAAAGCCAGGUGGGACUAUUUCUACAGGAAGUGCGACGUGCUGUUGUACUGUGUGGACUCCUCCGAGAGUCCGGGAAAAUGGACAGGAGCAAGGGAAGAGCUGAAGUCCCUGCUGUACAGAAAUGCGUGGACCAAGAGAAGCAUGUUGGUUCUUGGGACGAAGAAUGAGAGGAAGGAUGCGUUGGGAUGCAUCGACAUUAUUCUUCGUCUCGGUCUUUUAGAUAUAACGGACAGGGAGGUUUCUUGUUUUUCUGUCUCUGCGCGGGAGGAUGUCAACAUGGAGUGUAUACGGGCGUGGAUAAGGGAGCAGUGUGAUCUUCUGAGAGAAAAGAACUGUCUUGGAGUUGGGACGAGGGAAUGGACAGUGGAUUUGAACUCCUGUCUCUAG